AUGGUGGUGUCGAGGCCUUAUGAUAAGCCGCUCUGCAGGGAAGCGGGGCCACGAGCCUUGAUUGCUAGAGAGAGCGUACGCUGGAGCGCAGAAUGCACGAACUGGUUCUUCGAGGAUGUCAAGGACGUGCUGCAAGAUGAAAUGAGCCCAAUCUCAUUCAGCGUCCUGCCUAUUACGACCCGGCGUCGCGACAUCUUCGAGCAGACGACUCACAUGGCUGCGACAUGCUUGACACGCCAGGCCUCACCUCGGAGACAGCGAAGCCCGAGCAUGCAGAGUGGUGGACAAGGCCUCCGUGGAAAGACCUUUCCGGGAGCCAGUUCAGAGACGGCAGUCGUGGCGACCGGUGCUAGUCGUGAGAAUGAUGAGCGAAGUAGCUCGGUUUUCUUUCACGAGCGGUCUUGGAUUGUCGGGCUCGUCAAGCGCGUCUGCGCAUGCGACGGACGACGUGGUCCAGACGGUGCACGGGCCCCUCAGGUGCUCUGCCAGAUAGCCUGUCGGACGACCUGGCAAACAUCUCAACAACAGCAGCAUCGACGAUUAAUCACUGUCACGCGAAAAAUGGGCUUGCGCUUGAUGUAUGAACAACUCGGUACGCACAUCACGGCAGGGCUUGCAGAUGGAAGCGCUGAGCGUGAUGAAGACAACGGUAGUCUCGCCAUCAACUUUGAAUUGAAGGGCUCAGCAUACUCGGGAAACAAUCAGGGAAUAUCUUACACUCAUAAUGCGCGAAGUAUUUACGACGAGCGAAGAGCUCAAGUGCGUGCCAGCGUCAAGUUCAGAAUUCUAUCUGUGCGGUUCUCUUCUCCCCCAAGGAAUGAGCUGCGCAGGUGGUACUAUUCUGCACGCCUACCGUCUGGUGGUGCAGGAACCGAGGUCGGAGAUGAGCGAGCAGAGACAGAAGGUCUUUGGCCAAUUGCGUCAAGUGUAGAGAUUGAUGUACUAUCCAAACAAAACACAGGUCUCGCAGUCGCAGAAGACAAGCCGGUUGCGAUUAACCGCAUGUCAGGCGUGCAGUCCAUUCUGGAGACACUUGGUAGCACCAUUUUACGGAAAGGGCUUCAUGCAUGGAUGUACGUAACGCAGCCGGCGACAUGUAACACUGCCCAUGUCGGGUGGAUUCCACUUCGCGAUGGCCCUGUAACCAGUCAAACCCGAUACGUCUCCACUUGGCGCGACGUGAUGUCGAAUCCACAUAGAGACCCGAAGCUGAGGUUAGGGUCGGACGUCAGAGUGUUCGAGCGGACACACAGAAGCAGAGAAUACCAACAAUCCUCAUAUAGCAUUGAAACAGCGCAAACGUCGGGAGCAAACCACGACAAAUGUCACGGUUUGUCGACCGUCUCCGACUGUCGGACGACCACGUCUCAUCGUACCUCAUCCACCCUCAUGUCGCCCCGCAUACCGCGCUGCCUUGUCUGGAUUCGGCCUACCGACAACAAGUUCUCGGCGGCCUACCACGGAGCAAAUACACGCAAAUGGCGACCUGCAGUGGUCAGCAAAAUCGACGUGUUAAAGUCGGGACAUAUUGCAGGUUUUUGGGUCGCUCCUCUCACAAGCAGUCUCAAUCUGAAACUUUGCGACGCAACCGCCUGGCGCGCAGUUGAUUGGGGCCGCCCCGACAUUGCGGUUCCCGGCCACAGUUACACCAUUCCCUUCCGACUCCCUCUGCGACAGAACGACUCGUUCGGAGCCGUCGCAAGUCAUGUCUGGGUUUCCGAUCUUGGCCAAUUCUUUACCGUCGCGCAGUGGAAGCAGGCUGUUACCGGGGGGCAGGCGAGAAUACUCGAUUCCGACGUCGCCGUAUCCUCCACUCAAUUCGCCGCGGUUCGCACGCAGUUGCGAGUAUUAGACGAUGCGUCAGGAGGCCAAUAUUCCCUCUGUCGCGAGCUGUUAUCGACGUUGGCUUGCAAUGUCGCAGAACUCGACAGUUAUCGACGUGGAGCCAGUAUCAUGCAUGCGAUGGAAGAUCUGUCGCUCUCUGCGCCAGCUGCUAAGUCUACUAAUAGUAUAACUUCCGACAUCGUUCUCCGUUUUAUCCCUGGACUACGACACCUGCGCACGGCCUACCUCCCUUCAUCUUUUGCUUCCAUCACCCUCCGACGAACCCCUUCAAUGGUGGGCCAAUCCUCCAUUCGCGACCUUCGUCUCCAUGUAUUCAAUUUAUCGCCCAUUGGUCGUGACGCUAUCCGCCCACGCAACGAGAUCCUGAACAAUGCAAAGUUCUUCAGUGAUUGUCCUCCUGCUCCAUAUGCUUGGGAUGAUGAGGCUCUACUAUGCAUUGACCGCCUGCUUUGGUCCUCAUACAACAGCCCGCUCAAAUGGAGGAGCUACGAGCAAUUUGUACGAUGCCACAUCCUUACGCCUCCGUGGCUUCUGUCUCUCAGGCGGUCGGAAAAGGAAGAGGAGUUUCCUCACCUGCUCCUCGCUCUGUUUCAAUGGAUCACCGCUGAUGCGAUUAUUCCUCCCGACAUUCACACCCUCAAGGAUUUCCUUUGCGACUACAAAGAACUCACGCCACGCCGCAUCAGAAGUGGUGCUGGACAUGUUGAAUAUGAAGAAUCCUGUUCCGCGAUUGCUAUCUUUUGGAUGCUGAACAAUCGCGUUGCCUACUUCAAUGACCCCGUCGGUCUCAUCACUCUUUUGGUCAAUGGACCUCUCCGGCUACGAAAUGACGACGAAUACAGUGAUGACGACCAGGCCAUGGGCGAUAUAUCCGACGAUUUCAGUGACUAG
Molecule: messenger RNA, 2736 nt
Organism: Fomitopsis serialis
Lineage: Eukaryota; Fungi; Basidiomycota; Agaricomycetes; Polyporales; Fomitopsidaceae
Exons: 19
Coding region: 1-2736 (911 amino acids)
Source: RefSeq, a predicted model, not a curated record